AGUGCAGGCUUCACUGCUUGAAACUCUAGUGGUAAAGCUACCGCCAUUAUGGCUAUUCCGAGGCAUUCCCUUCGUGGCUUUCUUGCCUACGCCAAAGGCGCUCUCCGGAGCUCAAUUGAUUCGAGCCAGAGAGUUACCCUCGUAAUUGGGAACGAAUCAGCUGAUCUCGAUUCCAUGACUUCUUCGGUCUUGUAUGCAUACCUUCGUUCUAUGGCGCCGCCACACAAUGCCUUCACACAGCUCUACAUUCCUGUGACAAACAUACCUUCCUCAGGCCUUCGGCUUCGUCCCGAGUUUCUAGCGCUGUUUACAUACGCCAAUAUCGAACCAAGCCAUCUGAUAACACUUGAUGACCUUCCUGACCUGUCUGUCAUACAGUCGAAGCUUCGUCCCGAGAACACAAGAUGGAUAUUGGUUGAUCACAAUGCCCUCCAAGGCCAACUGGGCCAAAUUUACUCCGCUCGCGUGGAAGGGGUGAUUGACCAUCACGAAGAUGAAUCCAAAGUACCAGAAGAUACGGGUUGUGAGCCUCGCGUAAUCACUAAGUCUGGCAGCUGCACUAGCCUUGUCACUGAAUAUUGUCGGGAGGUCUGGGACUUGCUCUCGGGUUCCGGGACUUCGUCGGGCGCUGCUCACGGACAAGGACACGGCUUGUCAGAUGAUGUUGCUGUUGUCAAAUUUUGGGAUGCACAGAUUGCCCAAUUAGGACUUGCCAGCAUUCUCAUUGAUACAGCAAACCUCGAAUCCGAAGACAAGACAACCGAACACGACAUCCGAGCAGUCGAAUAUCUGGAAGCUAAGAUCAUAUCUUGUCCUCAGCUUUCAGCCGAGUUUGACCGCAGCUUGUUCUAUAAACGUAUUGAUUCUGCGAAAAAGGACAUUGCAAAGUUAAAGCUGCAUGAUAUACUAAGAAAAGACUUCAAGCAGUGGAACGAAGGGAAUCAAAAGCUCGGUAUCAGUUCAGUGGUGAAGCCUAUUGAAUUCAUACAAAAAAAAGCAUGCGAGGAAGCAAAUACCCAACCCUUCGAACCAGCUCACCUUGAAGCGCUACAAAAGUUUUGCAAGGACCAGGACCUUGACCUGUAUGCUGUCAUGACCACCUCAACAUCUCCGGAAGGCCAGUUUCAGCGGGAGCUCCUGGUUUGGGCUUUCAAUGAUGACGCCAUCUCAGCAGCGAAGAAAUUUGCCGCUGAUGCCAACGAAGAACUGGGACUUGAGGAGUGGUGCGACUCAGACGGCAAUGCUCAUGAGAAUAGUAGUGAUGGGCACUGGAGAAAGGUCUGGUGGCAAAGAAAAGUACAGCACAGCAGGAAACGUGUCGCUCCUUUGCUCAGGGAAGCCAUGCAACAAGCGCAUAACGGCGGUUGGGCAACGUGA
Lindgomyces ingoldianus is the source of this 1377-nucleotide messenger RNA. Its product is annotated as DHH phosphoesterase. Gene Ontology annotation, molecular function: exopolyphosphatase activity. NCBI's taxonomy places the organism in Eukaryota, Fungi, Ascomycota, Dothideomycetes, Pleosporales, Lindgomycetaceae. The transcript has 3 exons. Gene Ontology annotation, cellular component: cytoplasm. Bases 49 to 1377 code for a protein of 442 amino acids. The record is from RefSeq and is a predicted model, not a curated record.